Gymnodraco acuticeps is the source of this 2262-nucleotide messenger RNA. RefSeq names its product angiopoietin-related protein 3-like. The transcript is spliced from 7 exons. Lineage: Eukaryota; Metazoa; Chordata; Actinopteri; Perciformes; Bathydraconidae. The record is from RefSeq and is a predicted model, not a curated record. The coding region runs from base 89 to 1510 and encodes 473 amino acids. Gene Ontology annotation, biological process: phospholipid homeostasis; phospholipid catabolic process; triglyceride homeostasis.
UGUUCGUUCGGUCAAAGCAGAGAGAGAGGGCUGCCAUUUGUCCGCCUAACAUCACGACACACAUGUCGCCACCACGACGACACACAACAUGAGAAUUACACCUAUUCACGUAUUGUUGGUCCUGGCGGCUGCCUCUGUCCCAGCCCUCUGUGGCUCAGAUGAACCCGAGGCCCCGGUGGAGACCCGCUCCCGCUUUGCCGCUCUGGACGAUGUGCGUCUCCUGGCAAACGGCCUCCUCCAGCUGGGUCAGAGCCUGCGGGAGUUUGUUCAGAAGACAAAAGGACAGAUAAACGACAUCCUCCAGAAGAUCAACAUCUUUGACCGCUCGUUUUACCAGCUCUCAGUGCUUGCCAAUGAAAUUAAAGAGGAAGAAGAGGAACUGAAGAAAACUACGGUGGUGCUGAAAGCCAACAACGAUGAGAUCAAGGGCCUGUCUGUUGAGAUCAACUCCAAAGUGGACAACAUCCUGCAGGAGAAGAGCCGGCUGCAGGACAAGGUGGAGGGACUGGAAGAGAGGCUGAGCAGCCUGUCGCACGGCCUGCUGACAGGAGAACAAGUGGCAGAGAUCAACGGCCUCAGGGAGGUGAUCCACAGCCAGGAGCGGAGCAUCACAGAGCUGCUGAAGGCUGUGAGGGAGCAGAGCCAUCAGCUCAACCACCAGAGGGUUCAGCUCAAGACUCUGGAGGAAAAGUUUACAGUCAACACAUUGGCCCAAGAGACCAUUGAGAGGAUGCCUGAAACCUACAACAAUGAAGCACCAACACUCACCCCUUAUUUGACCUCAAACUUUAACAACGGCAUGACGAACCUUCCAUUGGACUGCAGUGACCUGUUCAACGGAGGGGAACGAGUCAGUGGCCUCUAUGUCAUCAGACCCACCGGAGCAGAGCCCUUUAUGGCUUUUUGUGACAUGAGCAAAGAUCACGGAGCCACAGUCAUCCAGCGAAGAAACGACGGCUCAGUAAAUUUCGAUCAAAUCUGGGAGAAGUAUGAAAAUGGGUUUGGAGAUUUUCAAGGGGAGUUUUGGCUCGGUCUCAGAAAGAUCCACUCUCUGGCCGCUCAGGGAAACUCCGUCCUUCACAUCGAGCUGGAAGACUGGAAACAGGACAGGCGCUUCAUAGAAUACAGAUUUAAUCUUAAUGGUCCUGAGAGCAACUACACCAUUCACCUCACGCAUCUGUCUGGAGAGGUGCCGGACCCCAUGAGCAACCACUCUGGCAUGAUGUUCUCCACCAAGGACAGGGACAAUGACAACCUCCAGGGCUUCAACUGUGCCCAAGACUACACAGGUGGAUGGUGGUACAACGCUUGCGGAGAUACCAACCUAAAUGGGAGAUAUUUCCACAUGAGACCCAAGGGGCGCUCGGAUCGUAAGAGAGGGAUUCAAUGGAGGCUGGGCCGAAAGGCGUCUUACUCCCUCAAGUUCACCCAGAUCUCUGUACAUCCUGUGUCUCCUCCUAGCACCAUCUACACCACUUUGGCCUCCUCUGAAGCAGGGGUCUUUCAGUGAUCCACCACCUCCAUCAUUCAGUAAAUAAACAUUAACAGUGACAUCUCCAUGAGCUUUGGCAAUGCUUCAUGUGGCAGCCAUGGUUUAAGAAGGCUUGUGCAGAGAGGAAGAUGUUUUUCUCCAAGUGACAAGCAUGCUUAACUGAGGAAGCUGAACAAAUGUAUAACUGCCUGCUAGGAUCAUCUUUAUAAUACUCUUGCAUUGUGAAACCUCAAAGUUAGCAGUGACAAUUUAUCUUCACUCAAUGUAUCUCAGAGGACAAAGGUUAUUGAGAAGAAGUUAAAACAUACAGCCAUAUUUAAGCAGUUUUUAUAUUGGGUCACAUUGACUCUCAGUAUACAGGUUCCUAACAUACAGUAGUAGGGAGACGGACCCCUUAAAUGGAUCACAAGAUACAAUCUAAGGAGAGAAUUAGCAGGGUGAGAAAGACUGCUACAGAAUUGAUCUUACUAAAACUUCUUUAAGGGUUUUUUUGUCUUGUGAAAUACUGUACAGAUCAUAGAAAUAUGAGGAAACGCACAUGUAACUGUUUUCCCAGUUCAUUUGAGUAGAACAAAUGAUGGCGAUUGUUAGGAAGACUGGCUAGUUAGCUUUGCCUUCUCUGGAGGGAAAGGUAUUGAGGUGGAAGGAAUGUUAAACCUGAUGGACACAGGCCUGCUGUUCUGUUCAGCUCUUCUUCUGUAACAAACAUAACAUUAAAGCAUUGUUAAAUUACUAGCUAGCUAAUCAAUUAAAAGAACAAAGUUAUCACA